Aspergillus caelatus is the source of this 474-nucleotide messenger RNA. RefSeq lists its product as uncharacterized. Lineage: Eukaryota; Fungi; Ascomycota; Eurotiomycetes; Eurotiales; Aspergillaceae. Bases 1 to 474 code for a protein of 157 amino acids. The transcript has a single exon. Gene Ontology annotation, biological process: acetoin biosynthetic process. The record is from RefSeq and is a predicted model, not a curated record. Gene Ontology annotation, molecular function: acetolactate decarboxylase activity.
AUGAUCGCCCACUUUAAACCAACCCUGACCAAAAGCCUCCCCUCUCUGGCAAUGCCAACCUUACACACGGCACUUGCCCCUCUUCUUCCCUCAAAACAGAAUUCUUUUCUCUCGGUCCGCGUGGACGGUGUGUUCAAUCAGGUGGCCUUCCGAGUGAUUCCUGCGCCGCCCAGAGAACAGCAGCCGCUAUUUGACUUGUCGAGGCGCCAGCAACUACAAUCUGCCCAUAAUGUUCGGGGCCUUCUCUUUGGAUUCUGGUCACCUGGGUGUAGCAAUGGCUUCAGCAUCGCGGGAUUUCAUUUACAUUUCAUCUCUGACGAUCGCACCGCCGGAGGACACGUUACGGGGUUCGAGGCCUGGGACGUGAAGCUCUCUGCGGGAGUUUUGAAGGAGUACGGGGUUGAGUUGCCCCAAGAGGAGGACUUCCUUGAGGUCCCAAUUCGCAAUUAUGAGGAGGAUCAAAACCUUCGCUGA